Molecule: messenger RNA, 1854 nt
Organism: Dendronephthya gigantea
Lineage: Eukaryota; Metazoa; Cnidaria; Anthozoa; Malacalcyonacea; Nephtheidae
Exons: 5
Coding region: 1-1854 (617 amino acids)
Molecular function (GO): ubiquitin-protein transferase activity
Source: RefSeq, a predicted model, not a curated record
AUGGCGGGCAGGCAAUCAUCUUCUGCAAACCCAUCUGGUAAUUUAGAUAAUACCGUAGAACUAAAUGAGUCAACUCUAACAGAAAUUGUUAGAAGGGUUUAUGACUCAGUGCAGUCAGUAAGUGAAGAAAGGCCGAGUCCGGAGAAUCGUUCUACAAAUGCCUCAGUUGAAGACGAACUUGCGCAAAGAUUUAAUAGUUUACCACGCCGUGGAAGUGAGCAAAGACCGCAACUGCCGAAAGCAGACAUUAGAACUUUUACGAACACGAGGCCUAGAUUCAAUCCACAGGUCAACUACGGACACAGUGGGGUAACGAGAGGAAAGGGAAAAGGCAAAGUAAAGACUACAAAGUCUACAAAGGCCAAAGAGGCAGUUAAUAUUAGGAAGGAGUUAAUUUUGCUCCCAUAUCCGACCUACACGCAAGUCCCCCGCUAUGAGCAUAAGCGGAAACUUCAAGAGCUUGGCCUGAUUGUUGAUGGAUUUCCCUUAGAUAAAUCAUGGAAUGAGAACCAACUACGGCUGAAGAUUGGUGGUGCUUUUGUGCAAAAAUUAGUGGAUGAACAGGGUGAAUUUGUUGCCUUUGAAUAUGUAAAAAGCAUUGGCCAAAAUAUUUGCCCCUUAAAUCUAUAUGCCAAUAAGGAGCCUUCAGGAGAAAAUAUCUACAGCAUGUGCAAGCAAGGGCCUAUUUAUAUACGGGCAUGCACAAUGUUGAAGGUGUGGGCACUUGAUGAAAUGCUUGAGUCAGAUGGAGCAUCUGAGACUGGAAUGGAAGAUGAAGCUACCAGUAGUCAAAUCUCUAGUAGUCGUAGCCAGUUUUCUGGAAUAAAAAGAUCCAAACAGUCAACUCUAAGUGUAAGUGAGAAAAGAAAGUGUGUACACUUCAAUGCAGAAGAAAGGCUUACAAGUGGCAGUCAGUCACCUGAGAAUGAUGUUGCUGGAGAUGAAAUCACCAUUGAUUGUGAUGUAAUUGGCACUUCCAAUAGUACCUCUUCACCUACAGUUAGCCAAGCAGGCAAUAAACCAUCUGAUAAGACUGCCUGUGAUUUGGAUGAAAUUUACGCCACCUUGCUUUUCGACGAAAUAAAUUCCGACGUGCUUGACGAUGAUCCUCUCGUUUUGAAAGAUAUAGUGGAGACUAAUGCCGAUGACAUUGACGACAACAUUGAAGAGAGCAUUACAUUAAAAGAAGUACUGACAGAUCUUGGAAAAGCAACCUCUUAUGAUCAAGUCUCGAUGUUUAACCUAAGUCGAAAUCAUAUAUGGGAGGGAACGAAAAGAGCGCUUAAUAGGAAGUCAUUUAGUCCUGAAAAUAAGCUUUCCGUAAAGUUUACGGACGAUAUUGGCCGGUCAGAAGGCGCGGUAGACCUGGGAGGGCCAGCAAGGGAAUUCUUCACCCUAAUUACAGAAUGGCUGGUUAAUUCGCGACUUUUCUUCGGAGAAACAACGACGAAGUUCCUUUCAUUGAACGCAAUCUGCUUGGAAGAACGAGAGUACUUCAUGACCGGGCAAAUCUUCGCGAUGUCGUUGGUACAUGGUGGUCCCGGUGCCAAUUGUCUAUCAAGUGCAUGCUAUGAUGCGGUAAUAAAUGCAACGGGAACGCUUAACCUAAGUGCAACACUUGAUGAUAUUCCUGAUGUUGAAUUACGAGCAUCGCUUGGAAAGUUAUUACAAGCUUCUGUAGUAGAUGACGCUCGGCGAAUAAUUGAUGACGAAAAGUUAGAUACCGUAUUUGAUAUGGCUGGCACAUUUCAAAUGAUCAGAAGCAAGGCCGACGUUGAGAAGAUCUCAACCUCUAACCGUUACGACAGUACAGUCUAUCUUCAAAUUGGUGCUUUCAGAAGAAGGUUCAAAUAG